GGGCAAACUGGCACCAGCUGCUGCUUCGGCGGAUACAGCGGAGGCGCGACUCACGCGCCGAGUCAGACAACACGAGCGUGGUUUGUACAUCAUUGGUGAAAAGACAGGUUCCUCGAUCAACGACCUCGCAACCAUGGCCGCCGCCCGCCCCCGGAUCAUCCUCUUUGAUGGCGAGAUCCCGCACGAGUCGACGCCGCAAGCCAACUUUAUCGAGAUGCAGCAGCAUCAAAAAGCCAGCACGCACGGCCUCCUCUACGACGUGAACCGGGACCACCGGGCCAUGUCGCCUACGCACCGGACGCCGACGCCGGCGCGCAAGCCGCCCACGUACAACCCGAGCGACUAUGGCUUCACGGCCAAGAUGCGCAGCCCGACGGCCAUGUUCAUCGGCGCGGUGCUUGGCGCAAUUGUUGGCGGCGUGCUCGCCAACUACAAGGCGCUCAACGGCGACGACAUCACGCCGGUCGCGGCGCAGUGGGUCUCGCUCGUCGGGUCGCUCUUCUACCGCGCCAUGACGUGCAUUGUGAUCCCGCUCGUGCUGUCGUCCAUGGCGCUCAGCGUCUCCGAGAUGCUGCGCAUCGGGAAGGGCACAGCGAUUUCGUGGCGCGUCGCCUUGUACUUUUUGCUCACGAAAGUGCUCGCGGCCACGACCGGGCUUGUGAUUGCACUGGCGUUUGCGUCUCAGUUUCAAAACAUCGAUGCCUCGCACAAGCAGCGCGACAUUACAUCGGACGCCAAGAUGUGGCUGCGCUGCGGCAGCCUCCCGUCCGACGACAAGUUUAUGACGCUCUCGACCAACGGCAGUAUCACGUGCGAGAGCCGCGACCCGCUGGAUGCGCGCGCGAUGGCCAACUCAUCCUUUGUCAUGCGCGACACCAACAACGUCUUUGUGAAGAACGCCGACAUUGGCGCAAUGCCGAAGCGCACGUUUGCCCAAGCCGUCAUUGACAUCUCCAACGACAUUGUGCCCGACAACGUCGUCAAGGCUAUGGUGUCGACCAACGUCCUCUCGGUUGCGAUGUUUGGGCUUCUCUUUGGCGCCGCCGUCUGCAAGAACUACCGCCAAAACUCGACGGGCACGCAUUACGUCAUGGACAUUCUGCGCCAAGUCAACCACGUCUGCACGGUCCUCGUGCACUGGCUGCUCGUGCUUGCUCCAAUCGGCGUCGCGUCGCUGAUCGCGGGCGUCGCGGCGUCCAAGCAGCCGAUCGUUGGCGACGGCCGCGCGUUCUUUGCGCAAACGUACGCGUUCUUGCUGACGCUGGGCAUUGCGAUCGUGGUGUAUACGUGCAUGCUGCUGCCGCUCUUCCUCGGCCUCCUCGCGCGCAUGAACCCAUACCCAUACCUGCUCAAGAUGUUUCCGGCGCAGCUGUUUGCGUUUUGCACGGCGUCGAGCGCCGCGACGCUGCCCGUGUGCAUGCGCUGCGUCGAAGGCACGAAAGAAGUGAGUCAGUCGCUUGCACGCUUCGUCAUUACGCUCGGCGCGCCGCUCAACAAGGACGGCGCGGCGAUUUACCUCUCGGUUGGCAUUGUGUUCUUGGCCAACAGCGCCGGCGCGACGCUCUCGGGCCUCGACCUCUUCUUGACGAUCGUGCUGAGUCUCGUCGGCUCGAUGGCCGUGGCACCCGUGCCCGGUGGCUGCCCGGCCGUGCUCUACUGCAUUUGGACGUCGCUCACGUCGGUGAAUUCCAACCAAGUGCCUGGCGCGCUUCAGACGCUCCUCCUCCUCGAUUGGUUUGUCGACCGGUUCACGGCCGCGGUCAACGUCACAGGCGACACGGUCGUCGCCCGCGUGAUCGCCAAGCAGAUUGAUGAACAAGGCGUCGACGAGCAGACCGCCGACUACUAA
Messenger RNA from Saprolegnia parasitica CBS 223.65, 1849 nucleotides. RefSeq lists its product as hypothetical. Lineage: Eukaryota; Oomycota; Saprolegniomycetes; Saprolegniales; Saprolegniaceae. The record is from RefSeq and is a predicted model, not a curated record. Gene Ontology annotation, molecular function: symporter activity. Bases 134 to 1849 code for a protein of 571 amino acids. Gene Ontology annotation, cellular component: membrane. The transcript has 2 exons.